Molecule: messenger RNA, 1536 nt
Organism: Apiotrichum porosum
Lineage: Eukaryota; Fungi; Basidiomycota; Tremellomycetes; Trichosporonales; Trichosporonaceae
Exons: 5
Coding region: 1-1536 (511 amino acids)
Biological process (GO): late endosome to vacuole transport via multivesicular body sorting pathway
Cellular component (GO): multivesicular body
Source: RefSeq, a predicted model, not a curated record
AUGGGCGCUCCUCGCACGCCGGAAGGAACGCACUGGAUCAUGUCCAUUCUUGAUUCCAUUGAGCAGAUGAAGCCCGUUCUUGCCAGCAACGAAGCGGUUACCAGUACGGACGUUGGCGCGGCCCACGUCGAGAACUUUGCGCUCAAGAUCUUCGACAGUGCCGACGAGGCAGAAAGAGCCGGACAGUACAGCAUCGGCCUCGCCAAGCGGUUCACUGUUGCAGCACAGUUUAUGGAGAUUCUCAGGACCUUUGAUUCAGGCAACCUCCCCGACGAGAAGCGCAAAUACGCCCUCUGGAAGGCGAAAGAGGUGGCAAAGGCCGUCAAAGCCGGCCGUCUGCCCGGUUCUGCUAUCGCAGACGACGAGGCACCUUCGCCACCCGCCAAGGAGUCGAGUAACCGCCGCGAGUCCUCUACACAGCAGCGCUCGUCGCCACCUGUUCCAGAUGCUUCGAGCUCGGCACGUCGCACAUCGAGCUCUGCCCAGCAACGCCCAAUUCUCGGUCCUUCUUCUUCGUCGGAGCUGCGUGGCGGACAAUCUACGCGGCGCGACUCUGGCAGCCACCAGUCUCGACCCUCGAUCGAUCAUGUAUCACAUGGCUCUCGGCGCACGUCCAACUCUGGACCCCGCCCCCCGCCCAUCAUGACUAUCACGUCGCCGACCGACUCUACUGUCACCUCAGCUACCUCGCCUCCCAAGCGCCCUGCCAUGUCUCGCGCUCCUCCCUCGGACAGCUGGUCCAUCGCGGCCACCCAUGGCGGCGUCGAUCGCGAGCAUUGGUCCACGGCAGCGACCCCGGGCGAGCGCGAUGUGGCGCCUUGGAAAGACGAGCCGACCGAGCCCAAGCGCAAGGACUCUUCGGAAAGCAACAGUUCAGGGAGGCCCUCCACAGCCAAGCGCGGCUCGGGCGACUCUGGCGACUCGGGCGGGUCAGGCAGCACCGCCCGCACAGCUGGUUCUGGAGGCCGUGCCAACAGGCCAGACCACAUCGACCUCCCCAAGAAGAGUGUCAUGUUCAUGGGUCCUGACGGUGCGCCGCUCACGCCAGACGGAGCAAUCUCCCCCGUCUCAGAAGUGGCCGAGAUUGGCGCCCCGCCCCCAAGCGUCAUUGACCCGUCUGAGAGCCGCAGUUUGACUCCAGUGACCCCAGCCUCGACGCGUACCAGCUUUCCUCCGGCACCCACUCCCCCUCCCUCGCACGCGUCUGCGCCGUCUCGCGCCCCACCUCCCCCAGCGUCUACCGCCUCGCAGUGGUCCACAAAGGUCCAAGUCGGCACAUCCAAGAACCACGCCACGCCGACACCUCCCCAUAGCAGCAGGACGGCGCACACUGCUCCAGCCCCAGCCCCAGUCCCGUCGCGCGCUCCGCCUGCUCCUGUCCCCGUCCAGCCUUCUAUCUCAGCCAAGCUCCCAAGGAAGGAGGUGGACCAGGUCCAGAAGUGGGCCAAGUGGGCCAUCUCCGCCCUCGACUAUGACGACUACGCCGAGGCGCGCAAGAACCUCCAGCGCGCCCUCGACGCGCUUCCGCCUUCGUAA